AUGACAUUCAUUACCUUCUGUUCUCGCAUCUACCUAUUCAUCAUGAAUCUGGCGAUGCUGCUAGUCGGCCUCGCUGUCAUCGCAUUAGCGCUAUGGAUCAGAUUCGAUGACAACUUCGAAGCGGAAAUUCGCAGCAAUCUGCUGUUCAAGGGCGAUCCUGAGCCGAUGUCAAGCGACAAAGAGGCAUUGAGAACAUGGUGUCUCGUCUGCUUCUGGGUGAUCAUCGGCUUCGCGAUCGCUUCGGUGCUCAUCGGACUCGCCGGAAUCCUUGGCGCCGCUCUCAACGUCAAAUCACUGCUGGGCGCCUAUGUCGUCGCAAUGAUUCUGCUGAUCGCCCUUGAGAUUGCCGCCGGCAUUUCGAUGCUCACCAAGAGAAGCCGCUUGCGAAAUCACGUCAAAGACUAUGUGUUCGACGCCUACAGUAUGAAUUCGCAGCAAGACAUUCAAGCGUUCGUCUAUCGGUACAAUUGUUGCGGUGCGGACAACCUGAACAACUCGCAAUGUGCGGCCGGCCAGCCGACGUGCUCAUCGGCGGUCUGGGAUCGAUUGGACUUCACCCUAAUGAUAUUCGGCAUCUGUAUGCUCAUCAUCAUCAUCAUCGAGAUAUUCACAGCCAUCGUGCCGCUUCCAAUUCUGUUGCGGAAACGCCGACAAACGUCCUACUACGAUCAAUGA
Messenger RNA from Caenorhabditis bovis, 675 nucleotides. The record is from the annotation of a GenBank genome assembly. Lineage: Eukaryota; Metazoa; Nematoda; Chromadorea; Rhabditida; Rhabditidae.